Molecule: messenger RNA, 1194 nt
Organism: Colletotrichum spaethianum
Lineage: Eukaryota; Fungi; Ascomycota; Sordariomycetes; Glomerellales; Glomerellaceae
Exons: 1
Coding region: 1-1194 (397 amino acids)
Source: RefSeq, a predicted model, not a curated record
AUGACCGUCCUGAUCCAGCCCAUGUGGCCAAAAACCGUCACCGACCUCCAGACUUGCCUUUCGACCCCCGUCAGCUCCUGCACAGUAUGCCAAGGCCGCGCAAAGAGCAAGCCUUCCUGCGGGAACCCUAUCAGCGAGAAAUCGCGCCAGAGGAUCUCAUCCGUGGUUAUCGACAUCCUCAAGAGCGGGAGUCUGUCCUCUGCCGCGAAGCACCUUGAGCGGCUGGCUUCUCUGGUGCUGUGUAGGAGAUGGCAUCAGGCGCAGGUCGCCGACAAGAUUGUGGAGUGGGAGCGGCGUAUGCGGGAGUUUCUCGGGUUGAAGGGGGACGAGGGAAAGGACAGUGAGAAGGGAGAGACCAAACCCGAGAUACGGAGAUCGAGGCCGGCCGCCUGUUCGACAAAGACGGGGAGCUGCGUUGCUAGACCGUCGAAUGCCGGUCGACCGCCCGUUGUCGACGAUGUCAAGACAGAGCCUGUGGACGAGAAGCCUCGCGUCAGCGUGGUGAAGCAAGAGCUCGUCAAGGAAGAAGACGAGUGCAAACCCAAACUCGACAGCAUCCCCUUCAAGCGCCUGCCCGACAAACCAGCCGUCUCCCCAUGCUCUCCGCAUAAGCCGACUGCCCAUACCUUCACCCCUUACAGCCCGUCCGCACCCACCAGCAAGAUCAAUAAAGACAUCAUCAAGAAACUCAUCGCCCCAUUCACGACAGGGGAGCGAAAAGCAGCCGACACGGGCUACAUCUACGGCUACAGGCUCCCGAAAGGCCAUGUUACAGCCUCGGGGACCGACGCCCGCCGCAUGAUCAAGAUCGGCUACACGAACAACCCCCAACGACGCAUGCGGCAAUGGGAAUCGAAGUGCCACUACGCACCCGACCUCGUCUUCAAGCGCCUGGCACCGCACUACAUCAAGAUGGAGGAGAUUGUCCACCUGCACCUGGCCAACGAGCGGCGGUGGGACCGGACGUGCCCCGGCUGCGGCGGACCUCACAAGGAGUUCUUCGAGGUCGACGCCGAGAAGGCGCAGGCCGUGGUGGGCAUGUGGGCGGCGUGGGCGAGCCUGCGGCCGUUUGACGACGAGGGCAGGCUCAUGCCGUACUGGGCGGCGAGGCUGGCGGCACUGGACGUUGACGACGCCGAGUGUUGGGACACGUUUGUGUUGGAGAAGGGCAAGAAGAAGGCCGGAUCGGGAUGA